AUGACCGAGUCUACGUUCAGACAAUAUUAUCUUUCCGAAAAGAAAGGAUUUCACUGCCUGGUUCUUCGGACUGUUCCGAAAACCUCUCCUAAAUUUGGCCAAAUUCUGGUGCGCAUCAAGGCAGUGUCAUUAAAUUGGAGAGAUGGAGUUAUUGCGUUAGGAACCUAUCCAUUUCCCGGCCCCGAUGCCCUUGUGCCUGGAAGUGAUGGGGCUGGAAUUGUUGAGGAGGUCGGAGAAGGCGUUACUGAGUGGAAAGUCGGCGACCGAGUUCUAGCCAAUUUCACCCAAGAUCAUAUCGCAGGAAGACUGACCCGACAGAGUCUCUUAUCCCAGCUGGGUGGAGAGACUCAGGGCCUUCUCGGCGAAUACUUCAUUUUUCCAAAGAGUGGGGUGGUCAAAAUCCAUGAUUACCUGUCUUUUGAAGAAGCUUCCUGCCUGCCUUGUGCCGCACUCACGGCGUGGAACGCCCUCUAUGGAUUCGUGCCCAUCCGGCCCGGCCAGAGUGUCCUUCUUCAGGGCACUGGCGGUGUGUCUACUUUUGGAUUGCAAAUUGCACAUGCUGCCGGUGCAACAACAAUCGUGACAUCCUCGUCUGAUGAAAAAUUGUCCAAAGCUAAGCAGUUGGGGGCCUCCCAUCUCAUUAACUAUCGGAAAACACCCCGCUGGGCCGCUGAGGUCAUGAGAAUUACUAACGGUCACGGAGUCGACCAUAUCAUCGAAGUUGGUGGGACUCUCACAUUGCAGGAGUCGUUCGACGCGAUUGCCCUGCAUGGAGUUAUCCACUGCAUCGGCCAUAUUACCAACCCUGAUCCGCUGGGUGCUGGUAGAGACCUUCGUGGGCCAGAUGCAGCUUUCCUAGCCUUGGACCGACUCUGCAUCGUUCGGGGUGUGGUGGUAGGGUCGCGAGAGCAGCUGCAGGAUAUGCUUGAUUGUUUCCAGGCAAACAUGAUUCGACCCGUGAUUGACAAGGUUUUUGACUUUGAGAAGACAAAGGAGGCAUAUGAAUAUUUGUGGAGGUCCAACCAUACGGGAAAAGUGGUUAUUCGAGUGCCUUGA
This is a messenger RNA of Aspergillus tanneri, 1056 nucleotides long. Its product is annotated as zinc-dependent alcohol dehydrogenase family protein. NCBI's taxonomy places the organism in Eukaryota, Fungi, Ascomycota, Eurotiomycetes, Eurotiales, Aspergillaceae. The record is from RefSeq and is a predicted model, not a curated record. The transcript is spliced from 2 exons. Gene Ontology annotation, molecular function: oxidoreductase activity. Bases 1 to 1056 code for a protein of 351 amino acids.